Mytilus trossulus (common blue mussel) is the source of this 462-nucleotide messenger RNA. RefSeq lists its product as uncharacterized. The record is from RefSeq and is a predicted model, not a curated record. Lineage: Eukaryota; Metazoa; Mollusca; Bivalvia; Mytilida; Mytilidae. Gene Ontology annotation, molecular function: nucleic acid binding. Gene Ontology annotation, biological process: DNA integration. Bases 1 to 462 code for a protein of 153 amino acids. The transcript has a single exon.
AUGUCAGAUAAUGCGUUAACAUUUAAAGCUGCUUCAAUCGAAAUUUCACGACUUUGCAAUUCUAGAAAAGUUAAAGAAAAUAUUCAGAAUUAUGGCAUUGAAUGGAAAUUCAUCCCAAAUAGAGCUCCAUGGUUCGGGGGCAUGUGGGAAAGAAUGAUUGGGUUAACAAAAACAUCACUGAAGAAAGUAUUAGGACGUGCACAUGUCAACGAUGAGACUCUAAGGACGCUAUUAACAGAGAUCGAAGCAACACUCAACGAUCGAUCAGUGACGUAUAUUUCAACAGAUAUCAGAGAUCCGGAGCCGCUUACACCAUCCCAUCUUAUACAUGGACGAAUAAUAACAACUUUACCGUAUGUAUCGUCAAAUAGUGCUAUUGACAAUCUAAAUGUUUGUGAAUUAACACACACAAACUUGAACAAUCAAACGAUACGACAAAGACAAUUGAUUGAGAAUUUCUGA